Messenger RNA from Exophiala mesophila, 1886 nucleotides. RefSeq lists its product as uncharacterized. Gene Ontology annotation, cellular component: cytoplasm. Lineage: Eukaryota; Fungi; Ascomycota; Eurotiomycetes; Chaetothyriales; Herpotrichiellaceae. The transcript has 2 exons. The record is from RefSeq and is a predicted model, not a curated record. The coding region runs from base 245 to 1543 and encodes 432 amino acids.
CCUGCCCCUUGGACAAUCUAAAUCUAGCUCUCUACAUUCAUUGUUCAGACUCUUGACGUCAGCUGGGCCUUUUGAGAAGAAUUCCAGAGACCUGAAAUUCGAAUUGUCCCUCGUUUUCCCAUUACUGUUAGGUCUCCCAGAUAGCAGGAGAUUGCACGUCCCGCCACCGCCAAAGAACGAACGCCAUCGACCCUCAGCCCCGCAGUCACCAACAUCACCCGCCUCAGCCCUCUCACGGUCAAUCAUGGACUUUGCCUACGACCACAUUGCUGAAAAGACGUACCAACCCGGCGAUCGCGCCGCCACACCCACGCCAGGAACCUCUGACAGCGCUGUCGACGGCGAACCCCCAACCCCUAGAGCCGCUCCAGCGUCUCCCCGACAGAGUUUGCAAAGCGAAUUUCAAGAGACCUUUAGAACGUUUCAACAGUCACCAUGGGCUGCGACAUUGGGAGGGUUUUGGGGAAAUGUGAGAAAGCAAGGCGAGACUUACUAUGAGGAGGCGAGAAAGGAAGCCGCAGAAGUGGCGAGUGAGGUAGAAGCGCUACGGACAAAGGGCUUCAAAGGCCUCGGAUUUGGUGCAGAACCGUCAACAACCCAGCCAGACCAGGCUCGAGGCGACAAUGAAACACCUGAGGCAUCUGCCAUCCAGAAAUCCACUGGCCAAGACCUUCAAGAGACCGAGACAUUUCUAGAGCGUUUCAAAACCGAGGCCGCCAGACGAUUGAAGGAGGUUCAGAAGGCCGAAGAUGCGGCUGAUGAGGCACUUCUCAAGUUCGGAACAAACAUACGGAACUUUUUACGCGACGCUGUGUCUGUGACCGCCCCCGAGGAUGAGCGUCAGCCCGGCCAAGUGCUUUUCGAGAGCAAAGAUACAUCGACAGGCAAGAGAGUCAUCCAUACUAGCAGGUUUGAGGCUCAGCUGCACGUCAUUCACACGACAACCACCAGCUUUACACAAGAUCCUAGUGGGGCUGGCAACCAAUGGAGUGAUUUCAGCAAGGCUUUUGACAUUGACCAGAAGACAGCCGACAUUGCCAAAGAUUUGGACAAGUACAAAGAACUGAGGGAGUCGAUGGAGAAGCUUGUGCCUGAACAAGUUGAGUACAAGGAUUUUUGGACAAGAUACUACUUCCUCAGACAUGUUGUGGGGGUGCAGGAAGAGAAGAGAAAGGAGUUGUUGAAAGCCUCCGCCGACGAGACUGAAGAGGUUGCCUGGGAUGAGGACAGCGAGGAUGAAGACUCUUCCGCUACUCCACAGCUCAAGCAAGGUGAAACAGCGCCAGCAAAGAAACUCGUGGCGCAAAACACCAACGACUCCUCGACAACGCUCCACCAAAUCCCUGCUGGAGGACGUGAUGCCACCUCGCUCAAGCCCGAAGCCGCUUCUCGCCGAUCUCACGAUGAGAAAUCGGUUGCCGACAGUGACGCUAGCUACGACCUUGUCAGCGGAGCAACGAGCCGAGCACCAGGCAGUCCCAAAGAUGAGCCGGGUAAAUCAUCGGCGAAGAUCGACGAGAGUGACGAGGAGGAUUGGGAAUGAACGGCAUCUUUAUGCUUGAAGCGUGUAUAUUACUAUAUGGCGUCAAUAGGCAACGGAGAGACGUGUGAAUUAUCGAUACCAAUGUUCAAGCAUUCUAUACAAUCACUUCUGUCUCUUUGGUAUAGAAUUCAGUGUACAACUCCCUCACCACGAGGAAGCUCGCCCCACUGACGCCAGUCGAGUCCCAAGCUCAACCCGUGCCAACAACUCAAGGUAGAGGAUCAGGCCAUUGAAACCUGAUAUUAUCUUUCUUGAGCCCUUCCAAAACAAUCUCUAUGCCCCCCGACUUGACCAUCCACUCAAGGCGAUGAUCUCUAUACUCACGUUUCAGAAGACCCUUCUU